UCCUGGUCUCGAGAGGGACAGCAUCUCGCCAGUGGAGAGCAAGAAAGUGGCAAAUAAUAUGGAAAGAUGGGUCCAGCUGUGGAUUCUGGGCUUGGUGGCCAUUGUCCCUGGGAAAGCUGCCCUGGAUUUGACUGGCAUCCACAUUGUCAACGGGAUCUGGAGAGCUCCGGCCACUUUGCCCUGUGUGUAUGAACCCUCCCAUGAUUUCAAGCAGCUCAAGGUGACUUGGAAGUUCUUCCUGCCAGGCGAAGCUCCUCGUUCCGUCUUGCUGCAUGAUGCCUACGGGGACCACAUCUUCUUGGCUGCAUUCAGAGACCGAGUCAACAUUGCACAGAAGCCCCCCGGAGAUAUUUCUCUCCACAUCAAGGAACUUGAAAUGACUGAUAUUGGUUCAUUCAUUUGCUUAGUUGAGUGGGAAGACCAAAACAGGAGCAGAAUCACUAGAGAAAAGACCCUCCAGCUCAAGGUGGUAAAAGUUCCAGCCUCCAAACCAGUCAUUAAAGCCAGCAGACAGGAAUCGGUUCUGCCCAGCGGGACCCAGAUGAAUCUGACCUGCUCGGCCAAUGGAUCUCUGCCCAUCAACUACCGAUGGUACAAAGAAGGCCCUGGGGGAGAAGCCGAGGAGCUGUGGAGGGGCGCCGUGCUGGCCUUUGAUGACCUGCAGGUGUUGGAUUCCGCCAGAUACUUCUGCACAGCUGAAAACAGGCUUAAUGUACAAAAGGAGCAGAGCAUCUCCUUUCAGCUGACAGUGAAAGAUGCCUCUGAAGUCUCCACUGGAGGACCAAGUGCUGAGUCAGGGGGACACCCAACAGAAACAGGGACACCAGUCUGGAACUUUGUAGCAGGAACCUCCAGGAGGCUUGAAGUGACCCACACCAGGACAGAUGGAAUGGUGACUUCAUCCACAGCUUUUGGGAACUCUUCAGGACAACAGAGGAAAACUCCCGGUUCUCAGAAGAAGGCUCUGCCACUGUAUCUCAUCAUCCUGAUUGCUGUGCUCUCUGCAGCUUUUACCCUUAUGGUCAUCUCUGUGGUCUUUUGCAGAAGGAGAACUAAGAGUGAUAAUAUGUAUGAAGUAACAUACAACAAUAAUGCCCUCACCCUGGGCAAUGAAGACAUCCCAGCCAGUCCAGGGGUCAACAGUACUUGCGUGUAUGAGGAACCGAAUUCAAGUUUUGAUAACAAUUACACUAUGGAGCCGACCAAAGCUGCUGAGUACGUGGUAAUGGGUGAAAAGAUGGACAAUGAAUAUGAGAUCCUUGUAGCUGAGAAGCAGUUGGGGAACUGAUGGCCAACUAGUAACAGGAAAGAAUAGAUCUUGCUACAUCUUCAAGAGCUGAGUUUUGAAGGACAUUCAUCUUGGCCCCUCCACAUGAACACAUAUCAACUUGCCUUAUCUGAACAGGAUCCUCCUCCUCCCAACUGGGGGUUCUCCUGUAUGGACCUCCAAAUGGGCUUCUUUCAGCCUAGCAACUCCACCCGCCCAGUAGCGGAUGCUUAGACUUUUCUCCCUGCCCAAGAGAAGCUGAUGCAGGGCUGGGCAAAACGUCGAUUCACCCUCCCCUCAUUUGGUGACUCUGCUUUCUCUGUUUCUCCUUGCAAAUUUGGCAGGUUUGGUUUGUUGAACGGGAGUUCUUUGGACUAAAAAAUGUUGACACUAAAAUGUGCAUUUAUUUGAAUUUUUUGUUUGCAGUUUGCCUAGAAUACACUAUCUGUACUCCUCCAUCUGAUCAAAAGCACAUUUGUCCUAAUAUAAACAUUAUAAACAUUUUGAACCAAUGAAUCACAGUGCAAAACAUCAGGAAAUGGUAGCUUUGGGGUUAUUGCUUAAAUUAGCAAUAAUUAGGUUGAAAUUAGGUUUCUUUUCCCCCCUUUUCUAAUUGGCAGACAAAUACUGCAGCUUUUUCUGUCCUUCAUUCAAAUAUUUUCCUAGGCUUGUUUUUAUUCAUUGGCCUAUUUUAAAGCAAAAUAAUCUAAUAUUGACUAAGAGGAAAGAAUUCUUUGGCAGAAUUCUGUAGAUGAAUGGAUCUCAACUCACAGAAUUCCUCAGCCAGCAUAUUGUUUGUAAACUGCCAAAAUCAUUUAUGUGAGAUAGCUGGUAUAGAAAUUUGAUAAAAUAAACACUGCUCUACAGAAGGGAAGAACAUGUAGGCCCCUUUCGGAUUAAUAUGAAGUUGGAUUCCAGAGUGUUGGUAUUGAAUGAAGCAGAGUCUCUUAGGAUUUGGGAUUUGAUAAGGUGAAAGUUGGUAGCAACCACUGAGCACUUGAUAAACACAAUGAACAGGGAUGAUCAUGGGGUUUUUGUGUCUCUCUGUGUUAAAGGAGUGAAGUUGAGGCUUCCGCUGCACAAUCAAACCCUGCCCCUUUAAUAGAGGUGUUGUGAUCAAAGCCUCACACCGCUGGAUAUCCAUAAAAAAGGGGGCAGGGCUUCAAUUGUCUAGCUGAAGCCCCUCUUUCGGAUUUUUUAAAGCUGCUACUCCCUAUGGAUGUCCCAGUCUUCCAAUUAGUCAGGCACAGACUCUUGUGUGUUGUUGACUUGGCAAUCACCUAGGAAGGAGCUUGUGUGGUUGUGCUGAUGCCCUUCAGGAAGAGCUUUCUCCUUUGCUGGAUUCACUGCCCUCCUGCCAAUGCUCUUAGAGAAGAAUGAUAAAGUCUCCACAUUUAAUGGGUUUCUCUUUGCAGAGUUGGAGAAAGCAAGUCAGCUGUGCUCUUGUUCUGCUCCCUUUGAGCAGACCUCCAUGAUAACCAAGAAGAUUGCAAGAUGUUUGAAAAAGCUCUGUGUUGACCAAGAGGGAACAGCUUUGUUUCUAAAGGACAUGAGAUUCCCUGGCGUGAAUCCUAGGUGUGAAAUGUUAGUGAACAGUUCUCUCCCAAGUGAGCAGGGCUGAAGGCUUCUUUGGACUUGCUUUUUGGGGAUGGUGGGUGAGGCCAAAGCAAAAGCUUCAUGUGAUCCCAUUUCAUCUACUUUCAAUAUUAAUAUUGUUAGAAUUUAAAUAGAAAAAGAACAUAGAAAAAACAUUGAAAGUUAAAAGCCUUUCAUUCCCCCCCCCCCAUUUCCCUUUAGCAACCUCAGUCCACUGAAUAAACAUACAAUCCUAACACUUAGACUUAGUGGCUCCAUCAAACUUCUGGAUUAUGACCCUCUCAUAAUAAUCCACACCCAAGAAGGAUUUACCUUCUCGGACUUAACACAUUCUCAGGGCAAUCACAAUCACAGCCUAGGGCAGGAACCUAAAUCUGUGUAUCUAAACAUCAAAGCCCACUUGUUAUAAUAGUAGUACAGCUCUUAAUGUUGUUGGCUACCUUCAACCAUUGUACAUGGUUGAAUGAAUAAACUCUACCCCUGGCAGCUGCCCAUUUGUGUUUAUUGUAUAUGUUUAUUUGUGACCCAGCUCAGAAAAUUGGACCAAAUAAAUUCUUUAAACAUUAUGUUUAAUAGGUUUGUUAUCCAGUCACAUAUUUAAUAUUGCCCCUUCCAACUCAUUAAUACUUACAAUUUGGUAACGAUAUUUGGACACCUUUGGAUUUUUAGGGCAUCCAUGGGUUGGGAAGUAACAUUAUCUCCCUGCACAAAUGACAUGUGUUGUCCUGUGUGGCUUUUAGAAGAGGCCUCUGUCUUCAUGGGAUCCUUUUGCUUGGAUUCUGACUUAAAUCAUGUAGCAGGAGUUUUUAUUACAUAUGGCAAUGUUAAGAAAUUGUUUUUCAGUUGAUAUGAAAAUACAAACAUGUGCAAAGUGUUUUCAGUCUCUUUGGCUCCCUGGAGAGAGAAACAGAGAAACAGGCUCUGGUGGAAAUAUGGUAAAGUGAGGGAGUUGCAAUUUCACUCUCUGACAUUGCCCUGAUUUUAAUAGAUAUUAAAAUCAUAUAUGUAAGUAAAGCAAACAUUGU
Molecule: messenger RNA, 3888 nt
Organism: Protobothrops mucrosquamatus (brown spotted pit viper)
Lineage: Eukaryota; Metazoa; Chordata; Lepidosauria; Squamata; Viperidae
Gene: VSIG4
Product: V-set and immunoglobulin domain containing 4
Exons: 9
Coding region: 59-1288 (409 amino acids)
Biological process (GO): negative regulation of macrophage activation; negative regulation of interleukin-2 production; negative regulation of T cell proliferation
Molecular function (GO): complement component C3b binding
Source: RefSeq, a predicted model, not a curated record